Poeciliopsis prolifica (blackstripe livebearer) is the source of this 1249-nucleotide messenger RNA. RefSeq names its product P2Y purinoceptor 1-like. Gene Ontology annotation, molecular function: neuropeptide receptor activity. Bases 63 to 1049 code for a protein of 328 amino acids. Gene Ontology annotation, biological process: G protein-coupled receptor signaling pathway. Gene Ontology annotation, cellular component: membrane. NCBI's taxonomy places the organism in Eukaryota, Metazoa, Chordata, Actinopteri, Cyprinodontiformes, Poeciliidae. The transcript has a single exon. The record is from RefSeq and is a predicted model, not a curated record.
UUUCAUCUGCGAUCAGAGCCUCAGAGGAGAAGGGCUGAGAUCUCUUGUUUCUGGAAGACAAAAUGAAUGCAACCAGGUGUUCUCAACCUAAUAAGAAAUUAUUCGAACACACAGUUCUGCCUACUCUUCACAUCUUGGUGUUUAUUGUUGGACUGACUGCUAAUGGAUGGGGAUUGAACUCUUUGCGGCGCAACUGGAAGAAACUGGGAAAUAUCAACAUCUUUGUCCUAAACCUUGGACUAGCAGACAUUCUGUAUCUGCUCACUCUCCCCUUCCUGAUCCUGUACCACAUGAAAGGAAAUACAUGGAUCUUUGGAGAAGGAUUCUGCUUGGUAACAAGAUUUUGCUUCAACCUGAAUCUGUACUGCAGCAUCGGGUUCCUCACCUGUAUAAGUGUGUACAGGUACCUGUCCAUCGUCCAUCCCAUGAGAGCAAUGGGGAGAUUGACCGCGACUCACUCUGUGGUCAUCUCAGUCGUUGUUUGGAUUUUGGUGGGUGUUCAGAGUUUUCCAGACAUGUUUUACCCAAAAACAUUUGGGGGAAAAAAAUGUUUUGACAGUACCUCAAAUGAACAUAUGAAGAGUUACCUGAAAUACUCCAUCAUAUGGACGUCAUUUGGAUUUUGCAUCCCAUUCCUCAUCACCAUUUGGAGCUACGGACAUGUGACUCUGGUUGUCUGCCGCUCAGAAACGAUUGACAAGGACCUGAAACGACGCAGCUUGAAGCUGUUGGUAAUUUUGAUUCUUCUCUUCUUGCUUUGUUAUGCACCCUACCAUGUCUUCAAGAACCUCAGCAUGUAUUCCAGAGUCCUGAUUAGUCAGGGAACAUGCCCCGAAUGGGAUUCUGGAAUCUUCAAUGCUCGUCAGGCAAGUCGUGGUCUUGUGAGCCUGAAUAGUGCUCUCAACCCACUGGUUUACCUCCACGUUUAUGAAGACAUGGGUGCUCAAGUCAGGCAGCAGCUGCAAGGAGGGCAACAGAUGUUCAGUCGAUUGUUUAAGUCAAAUUCUUGCUCUGUGCCGGUAGCACAGAGUGAAACAAAUGAUGUGUAACAUUUUUCUUUUUCAUUCAAUAUAAUAAUUAAUACUUUUGUACAUUCUUGUAAAGUUUUUUAUGCUUUCUUUUCUCUAUUCUUAUGUUGUCAGCUGCAAAAAAUGUAAGUAAUAAUUUUAAAGUGAGGUCAGAUCUGUUUCAAUGUUGCACUAUUUUAGUGAAACAACAUAGUUUUAGAAUAAUAAAACCUUGUACAAUG